Molecule: messenger RNA, 1572 nt
Organism: Lodderomyces elongisporus
Lineage: Eukaryota; Fungi; Ascomycota; Pichiomycetes; Serinales; Debaryomycetaceae
Product: allantoate permease family MFS transporter
Exons: 1
Coding region: 1-1572 (523 amino acids)
Biological process (GO): tripeptide transport; transmembrane transport; allantoate transport
Cellular component (GO): plasma membrane
Molecular function (GO): dipeptide transmembrane transporter activity; allantoate transmembrane transporter activity
Source: RefSeq, a predicted model, not a curated record
AUGAGUGAAAAGGGUACACGGGAUAUCUCAAUUGAACCAGUUAUUUCCUUCACAAAAGAUGACUUGGAAGCAAAAGAGGUACACGUGCUAGGGUCAUUUCAAACUCCCACUGGCGGCAAAAUCGACAUAACAAACAAUGUUGACCAAGCAAUGAAAUUCGUUGUUGAACAUCAAGGAAAACAUGUUCAAGUCUCUGCGGAAACUGACAAAAGGGUAUUGCGCAAGAUUGAUUUGUACAUGUUACCCAUUAUGUGUUUACUUUACUGUUUUCAAUUUAUGGAUAAGCAGGCUACUAGUUAUAGUGCCAUCUUGGGGUUGAGAACUGAGCUCAAAAUGCAAGGUGACAUGUAUAGUUGGACGGGCACUUCGUUUUAUUUGGGAUACUUGGUGUUUGUAUUUCCCGCAUCAUCUUUGCUUCAACGGUUCCCCAUUGCCAAAACAGUUUCAAUAUUUAUUAUUUUGUGGGGUAUGAUACUCGCACUAUUAGCAGUACCCGAGUACCCUGGUUUCAUUGCUCUAAGGACAAUAUUGGGGAUGUUGGAGUCGGCUGUCACACCUGCAUUUGCUUUAAUUACUUCACAGUGGUGGAGAAAAGAGGAACAAUUUGUGAGGACGGCUUGGUGGUUUGCUUCCAAUGGGUUAGGUACUAUUUUAGGACUGGCAAUAGCUUAUGGUUUAUUCAAGCAUGCAACAUCAUAUUCGUUACCAGCAUGGAAAUUGGUGUUUGUCAUCACAGGCGUAUUGACCAUCUUCUUGGGGUUUGUAAUAUUUUUCCAUAUUCCAGACACACCCACAGAAGCGUGGUUCCUUGACGAGCAUGAAAAGUUGGUUGUGGUUGAAAGAAUCAGAUCAAAUCAACAGGGUUUUGGCAAUCGCAAGUUCAAAAAGAAACAGUUUGUCGAAGCCCUCACAGACCAUAGAACAUGGUUAUUUUUCGUUUGCGCAUUAUCAGGAAAUAUCCCAAAUGGUGGUUUACUUAGUUUCGGGUCCAUACUCUUGAAUGACGAUUUCGGAUAUAGUCCACUAAACUCAUUGUUGAUGGGUUUACCCGAAGGUGCCAUUGAGAUUGUUGGGUGUGUCUUGUUUGCAUACAGCGUAAGGUUUGUAAAGUCUCGUAUCUUGAUUGCUAUAGUUACCACUGCCAUAACAUUGCUACUGGGAUGUUUAUUGGCAUUUGCUCCAUCAAAAGAGGGGAGGCUUGCUGGUCUUUACUUGUUCUUUUUAGGCCCCGUGGGGAUGAUUUGUAUCCUUUCGUUGGUUUCUUCUUCGGUAGCAGGCCACACCAAAAAAAUAACAGUCAACUCAAUUUAUUUGAUUGGUUAUUGUGUGGGAAACCUUGUUGGUCCCCAAACAUUUAUUGCCAAACAAGCACCCAAUUACCAUGGCGCAAAAGUUGCCAUUGUUGUGUGUAAUGUUGUGUCUUUGGCUUGUGUGGUGGGGAUCUAUAUCUCAUAUUAUCUUGACAAUAAGAGGAGAGAUGCCUUGCCUCCGGUCGACAUGAGCCAUAUCGAUCAUUAUGAGUUUGCUGAUUUGACGGAUAAGGAGAACCCAAACUUUAGAUACGCUCUAUAG